AAGACAAAGUGAAACUCUAUAAUCUACCUGUGAGUGUGAGAAACUAGAUCGAGAUCCAUCUCCUAACAUCGUGGUAUCAGAUAGCCACCUGCCACCCUCCGCCAUCGCCGCCACCACCCUCCGCCACCGCCGCUUCGAUCGCCGUCCUGGAAACCCGCAGCCAGAAACAGGCGCGCGACCACCUGCUCGCCACCAUGGACCUUGCCCUGAAGGCCUACCUCGACAAGAUGAGCGACGAAGCCGCCGCGCGCGCCAACAAACAAGAAGGCGACAACAGCGCCAUCCUCCAGGCCUUGGCCACGCAAACGGCGCGGAUCGACGCCCUGGUGACUUGGAAGCCGGAGCUGGAGGCGCGAUUCGCGCAGCUGGAGCUCUCCGUCGCAGCGCUCCAGGCCGCGUCGCCCUCGACUGCGCCAUCCACCGGAUCUCCGCCGCAUGCGACCCCUCUCAUCAUCGCGCGCGAGACCCACGGGCAACCAAGCCACGGCGCGCCACUGCACCCCGGGGGAUCUCCGACGGUGACUCCCGAGUCACCGGCGGCUUCCCCAGUCACGGACAUCCGAGCCGUGGUACUCAUUCAGAGACCGCCGGAUUUGGACACAGCCUGUUCGUUGGCGCUGUUGCAAGAAGAAGUUGCAGACGGCGAGGCUGCUAUGCGCACUUCAUUCAACAGGAUGCCCCUGUCGCUCUUUGCUUCAACCAGUAACACAGUCGCUGUCACGCUACAACGACCCAGCACUCCAGCGACGAUAGCAGAAGAUCACAGAGGUACAGAAGCAGCAAGAGCGCCUACAGAUAACAGUAAGAUUGCAGCCCUCCGCUCGUUCAGAAGAGCUCGUGGUUUGUGUUUCAAGUGUGGCGAACGGUGGGGCAAGGAUCACACGUGUCCCACCACAGUACAGAUGCAUGUGGUGGAAGAGCUAUUGGAACUCUUUGCAACAGAGGAGGUGCUCGAUGAAAACAAUCGAGAAUCAUCGGAACUGAACGAAGACAACCUCUGUACAAUCUCAAAGCAGGCUGUUGAUGGGUCGACUGGACCAGGAGUUAUGCAGUUGCACGCAUGGAUUCAAGGGGAGGAAAUGUCGCUGUUAGUUGAUUCGGGCAGUUCUUCCUCGUUCGUCGACCGGCAUCUCGCAGCCAAAUUAAAUGGAGUCUGCAAAUUACCCAAAGUCUGUAGAGUUAAAGUUGCUGAUGGUGUUGUACUGAUCUGUGACAGUUUCAUACCGCAGUGCCAAUGGACAUCUCAAGGGGAUGAAUUUACCACAGAUUUCAAGCUUCUUUCACUCGGGGCCUAUGAUGCUAUCUUAGGUAUGGAUUGGCUCAGGAAGCAUAGCCCUAUGCAUAUUGAUUGGGAGGCACAACAGAUGUCAGUUACAGCUGAAGGAGGUUUGAUUGAAUUGCAAGCAGUUGCUCGUGAUCAUCUUUUGAUCAAUGUGAAGGAAAUAUGCCCUAAAGGCAAUAAUAAAGUUAUUAUUUAUUUCUUUAUUUCAUGAUAAAUGUUUAUUAUUCAUGCUAAAAUUGUAUUAA
Aegilops tauschii subsp. strangulata is the source of this 1527-nucleotide messenger RNA. RefSeq lists its product as uncharacterized. Lineage: Eukaryota; Viridiplantae; Streptophyta; Magnoliopsida; Poales; Poaceae. The record is from RefSeq and is a predicted model, not a curated record.